Molecule: messenger RNA, 2326 nt
Organism: Lactuca sativa (garden lettuce)
Lineage: Eukaryota; Viridiplantae; Streptophyta; Magnoliopsida; Asterales; Asteraceae
Product: EPD1-interacting receptor-like cytoplasmic serine/threonine-protein kinase 5D
Biological process (GO): protein autophosphorylation
Cellular component (GO): plasma membrane; plasmodesma
Molecular function (GO): ATP binding; carbohydrate binding; transmembrane receptor protein tyrosine kinase activity
Source: RefSeq, a predicted model, not a curated record
GGUUACUAGUACGUACUUGAUUUCUACACAAUUCUCCUUGUACAUUUUCAUCACCAUACCACCACAACAAAAUAUUUCAAACCUGAACGCCAGUUUGAAAAAGAUUCAGUGAUUAUGCCAAUGAAAUUGCUGUUUCGGGGGUGACUUGAAACAUAUUUACAUCGUGAUUUAUUUUUAAACCAAACAAGGUUCCAUUCAAUUUCUACACUUAUAGUAUCACUCAUGGAACUGAUGGAAGGUGUACAACACUUCAAAAUUCCACUAGAGGAGAUAAAUUUGGCCACCAGAAACUUUAGCGAUGAAAAUUACAUUGGUAAGGGUGGUUAUGGAACCGUAUAUGCAGCAAAACUUUUCCUAUCAGGGCAGCAGAGAACUGUUGCUAUAAAACGGUUAAAUAAAACCUCCAACCAAGGGGAACGUGAGUUCUUGAUGGAGAUUCAGUUGCUUUCAUGCUAUAAACACAAAAACCUCAUCUCACUUGUUGGGUUCUGUGACGAAAAUAGAGAAAAGAUACUUGUUUAUGAGUAUGCAAAACAUGGAAGCCUUGACAAGUAUCUAUCUACACCUGAACUCUCCUGGACGCAACGUCUCCAAAUAAGCCUUGGUGCGGCCCGUGGCCUUAAUUACCUUCAUAAUGAUGUGGGACCCCAACAUAGAGUCCUGCAUCGCGAUAUAAAGAGCUCUAACAUUCUGCUCGAUGAGAACUGGGAAGCAAAGAUAUCUGAUUUUGGAUUAUCAAAAAUAGGCCCUUCAAAUGUGGAGUUCACUUGUCUUUUCACUGGAGUUUGUGGCACAAGGGGCUAUCUUGAUCCGGAAUAUCUAAAUACUGGCGUUCUAACAAAGGAAUCUGACGUCUAUUCGUUUGGUGUGGUGCUAUUCGAAAUCUUGUGUGGUAGGCUAGCAAAUAGUAAAUAUCAAGAUAAGAGUGAGUUACUUUCUUCAUUGGCGCAAGAGUAUUAUGAAGAAAGCAGAUUAGUUGACAUUAUACAUCCUAGUCUGAGAACUCAAAUGAAGGUAGAUUCGUUGGACGUUUUCUCAAUGGUUGCAUAUCAAUGCUUAAAAGAAAAUAGAACUGAACGCCCAACAAUGGCUUGGGUUGCAGAAAAACUUGAGAAGGCAUUGGAACUUCAAGCUGGUUGCAAAGUAGAAAAAUUUAUUCAGAUUGGAACAUGGGGAAGACAAGGUGGAGAUCCUCAAGAAUAUUGGUCUUUUCAACUUGAAAAAGACACUUAUUUGUCGAAGAUUACCAUUGGUCAUGGUAAAACAAUAUACUCUCUCACAUUCACUAGUAAAUAUAAAGGGGGUGUGCACACUUCUAAAACGGUUGGUGGUGGGACCAAUGGAGACAAUGUUAAUCCUGUGGUCACUAGUGAAUCUACAAGCUUUUUGAAUCUUACUAGAAAGGUCAGUGGUUGGGCCAGUGGACACAAGGUUUCCGAGGUCAUUCUUGACGAUGGUGAGCAAAUAAUUAGCAUUAAUGGGAGCAUUGGUACUCGAGAGGGUUAUAAAACAAUUUCAUCACUAUCUUUUAUGACCAACAAGAGGUCCCGUGGACCUUUUGGUAAAGCAACAGACACUCAGUUUACUCUACCAUGGGAAGAAGGCUCAUUAGUCGGCUUUUAUGGUCUUGCUGGCAAUUACAUUGACAGCAUUGGUGUCUUUGUAAAAGCUUAUGAGCAAAUCAUCAAAGUUGGAACAUGGGGAAAGACUCAAGGUGUGGGUCCACAAAAUCUAUGGAGUUUCCAACUUGAGAGAAAUCAUCAUUUGAAGAAGAUAAACAUAAACCAUGGAGAUCUGAUAUAUUUUCUCAUGUUCACUACAGAACAUAGAGGCGUGUUACAAAAUUCUAGACUGGCUGGUGGCUGGAAAUUAGAAGAGACGCCUACUGAGGUUAUGUUUGAUUGGGAUGAGGAAAUACGUGCCAUUAAUGGAACAGUUGGGCUAUCAAGGGGAGAUGAUCCUGGUUGUGUAGUAAUAACAUCAAUAUCAUUCGUGACAAACAAAAGAACCCACGGACCUUUUGGUAAUGAACGAGGGAAGCCUUUCACAGUAUCAUGGGAUGAUUGUUCUUUUAUGGGUUUCUAUGGCGCUGCUGGCUGGUAUAUCGAUAAGAUUGGCGUCUAUCUAAAGGCUACUACAUAAACUCUUCUCUGACUAUAUUAUUGUGCUCGACAUUUUCACUACAACAAAAGUACAUUAUGGUACGUUUUUUGCUAGAGGUAUACAAGUCGGUAUUUGAAGUACUUAGCGACGUCGUAUUGUCACUAAAACUUUGUAGUUGUUGGUAACAUGUCAUAUUUAUACACUAUAUCUAACAAUCCUUGCC